AUGCCAGACCCUCGGCGGCUGUCAUCCAUACGAUCUGGCCAACACGACUACCCUCCUGCCUCCGAGUCUCCUACAUCGACAUCGACCCCACGAACACGCCGCAAUCGUCUGCACAACGCCCUGCGAGCCACCGCUGAUAUGGCUGCCAACGACUUAGCCGAGAUGGGUGCCACGAGUAGCCCCCAGUCAGCAAGGCGAGGUUUCUUGGGCCCGUUGCAAAGACGGCGGCAGCGAUCACCAGCAACAGAGUCAAGAGAUACUGGCAGCAGCGAGGACACCAGAAGACGGAGACCCAAGCGGAGAAAGCUGGACUCCGAUCCUGCUGGUGGUAUCCAGCAGCCCGUCAAGUAUGGUCAUUAUGGACAGGUAGAGCCUGGCAAGCUCAAGCUGCAAGUCAUAAGCUGUGAUGGCGGCGAGCAUAGAGAUCCACGCCACCCCAGUACCUCCCUUGGCCCUGACAACUUGCUUCGACACGAUAAGAGCGUGUACUGCUCCGACAGGCCAAGUAGUGGUAUUGUGCUACGGCACGCGGAUGACACACCAUUCUGCUUGGAGAAGCUACACAUUGUUGGUCCUGAGCAUGGCUUCACUGCACCAGUUCGAGAAGGACUCGUAUAUGUUGCAAUGACACUCAACGAUCUCUCCAAGUACAUGGAUCCACCACAUCACGCCAGGUUACACGGAGUACAUUCCCCUCCUUACCGACAGCGGAGAAGCUUUCGGCCAUCAUCCGAGCAAAUCACUCUCUCCGACGCCCUAAGAGAUCCGGAAGUCAGCACUGCAUUUGACGCUCGCCAACGUGAUCAGCAAGAAUAUGCAAAUCGUGCUGAUGCUCUUCAUGAUACCUCAGACGAACCUUAUUAUGGCGAUGACUUCGGCUUCGGCAGGCAAGACCCUGAAGCACACUGCGAGAUACCUUCUUCUAGUGAGAUGGCAGAUGUCAUUGUGUCUGCAGAUGAUGGCCUGCCAGUGACAAUACUCUCUGAUGACGAAGCUGGACCAGAAGAAAGUUCAUCACAAGAAGUUCUUGACUUCCGACUACAACGUCUACGAAACAUGCGACGCCGCUUCGAUGAUGCAUUCGAGCGUGAACGACAAGAAGUCGACCGUACAAACGCCUACUUCGAAGAUCGUGAACGUCAACGAAAUCGUGAAGCAGAUGGCGAACGAGACGGCGAAUGGCGGCUUCGUCACCUCGAUGCCAUGAUGGCACGAUCACGCAUGGCAGACUCACCACAAAGAGACGAAACACCUGACGACCGAGAACGAAAUGGCCGAUAUCCCUACUCAGGAACUCCUCAAUCAUCAUCCUACUACCAUCCGACUGAAAACGCUGACGGGCUAGACUACUACAACGACGGCCUCCGCGAUCCGAACGUGACACGCGCUCGCUUCCACAUCAAGCGCGGGAAGUACAAAGUCGCCAUCAAGUUCGAUCCGCCAGUAUCUGGAAGGUUUAUCUUGCUGAAGCUGUGGGCGAACAGAAGUAAUGUGGAUGUACAGAGCGUGGUGGCUAAGGGCUUCGGCGGGUCGAGGUUCUUCCCGUCUGUGGAGUAUCGAUAG
Messenger RNA from Fulvia fulva, 1563 nucleotides. RefSeq lists its product as uncharacterized. Bases 1 to 1563 code for a protein of 520 amino acids. The record is from RefSeq and is a predicted model, not a curated record. The transcript is spliced from 3 exons. Lineage: Eukaryota; Fungi; Ascomycota; Dothideomycetes; Mycosphaerellales; Mycosphaerellaceae.